This is a messenger RNA of Manduca sexta (tobacco hornworm), 3057 nucleotides long. Its product is annotated as nose resistant to fluoxetine protein 6. Gene Ontology annotation, molecular function: acyltransferase activity, transferring groups other than amino-acyl groups. The transcript has 15 exons. The record is from RefSeq and is a predicted model, not a curated record. Lineage: Eukaryota; Metazoa; Arthropoda; Insecta; Lepidoptera; Sphingidae. Bases 1 to 2031 code for a protein of 676 amino acids.
AUGAACGUGGAGGACGCGAGUGGCCGCUACACGUCAAUGUUCUACUGGGGCAACAACUACUGGACCGGCUCCGCGGAGCUCUGCCAGAUCCUUAACGAACAACACACACCAUUAAAGAACCGAAACAAAAGCAGCGGAUCGCAGAUCUUCAGCGAGUGGCGGCAGGAUGUGUCCAUGACUGGGUACGGGCCGCCAUUCGAGACCGCGUUCUACACUGUGCGCGUCACCGUCACUACAGACAUGCAUGAUGUCGUCAAGACUCGCCGAACGCUCCACCUAGGCCUCUGUCUACCCCGCUCAUGCACCCGUGAAGCUGUGACCGCACUGGUGGACAGGGCCCGAGGACCUUUACUAAAGCACACAGUGGUGGCAGUGCGAAUGCCUCUCCGCGGCACCUACUCCUACAUCGAAGAUCCUACCUUCCAAGUGUUGAUGGGUGUAUGUUGCUUCGUAACAAUACUGCUGAUCUCCGCAACUGCGUAUGACGUGCGCAUUGCUCGCGACGUGCGCAGGCGCAGGCGGCGCGCGGUCAACCUAUCUAACACCGGCGCCAGAAGCGACCUGAAGCUCGACCUAAAUGGACUCGAUGAUAUCACCGUCGCCAAUGGAAAGACGAUAUACAACGUGAACAACAACCUCGCGAUCAACAGUACCACGUCGGAAGAGCGCCUUACCGCCGAGACCGCGUCCACCUCCACCGACGAAGAGAUUAAACUCAGCGUAUGGUCCCAGCUGCUGCUGUCGUUCUCGAUGAAGGCUAACAUCCUGCAGAUCUUCGACCAGUCGGUGGGCGCGGACACGGUGCCCGUGGUACACGGCCUGCGCACACUCUCCAUGGUGUGGGUCAUCUUCGGACACACCUGCAUUGUAGUGUUCAAGUACGCGGACAACACUGCGUUAAGAGCUAUUUUGGAGAAGAGCUUUUUGUUCCAGCUUAUCCUCAGCGCUGUGUACAGUGUUGAUACCUUUUUCUGUCUCGGUGGCAUGCUAGUAACCUUCUUAUACUUCCGUACCAAUGCGAAAGGGAAACUGGACGUACUGACCAAGGGCAGGCGAAAGGUCACCUCCAGCGUGCUGCAGUUCCUUGGACUCAUGGGCUACAGAUUUGCUAGAUUGACAGCACCGUAUCUGUUCGUGCUGGGCGUGGUGGAGGUGACGAUGAAGUGGUUUGCUUACAACGCUGUAUUCGAGCCGCCUGCGAUGGAUCACGAGACCUGCCCGCACUACUGGUGGAGGAAUCUUCUGUACAUUAACACUUUGUUCCCAGUGGAACAGAUGUGCAUGUUGUGGAGUUGGUACUUGUCAGACGACACUCAGUUUUACGCAGUCAGUGCAAUCCUCCUUAUAUUAUCUACGAGCCACUUCAAGCUCUCCGUGUCUCUAACCGGCGUAUUCUUCUUCUCAUCACUUAUAACGACCGGCUACGUGUCCUGGAGCAGCGACCAUAUCCCCAACAGCGAAGACCCAUUCACGCAGUUUGACAAGAUCUAUGACAAACCCUGGACCAGGCUGGGACCGUACCUUGUUGGUAUGCUGACAGGCUGGAUACUGUUUAAGACCAACUUGAAGAUUAGGAUGAAGUCGAUAUGGGCGUGGGUGGGCUGGUUGGUAUGCGCAGCGAUGCUGCUGUUCCUGAUCUUCGGGUUGUACAAGACAGAACUGAGCCCGGCGGCGGCGGCCGUGUACUCCGCGCUGUCGCACUCGCUGUGGGCAGCGUGCGUUGGGUGGAUCAUUAUUGCCUGCUCUACUGGACAUGGCGGCUGGGUGCGUCCCCUGCUGUCGGCGCCGUUCCUGUACCCGUUCUCGCGCGUGACGUACUGCGCGUACCUCGUGCACCCGGUGGUGCUGCGCUACGUCGCCAUGCAUCUCACUCACCCCAUACAUCUGGGCGAGCUGCUUGUGUUCGUCCUGUUCCUGGGGUUGACUGUGAUGUCGUAUUUCUUUGCGUUCGUGAUCUCGGUGGCGUUCGAGGCUCCCAUCGUCACCAUGUUGAAGAUCCUCUCGCCGCAGCGGAAGCCGCACCGGGUGUGAGACUGGCGCCGGAUUAAAACCCUAGCUUAUCGGGGUAGAGCGAGCGAACAUGACGAUAUUUUAGUGUACAACAUAGUAUUAGAGGGAUGCUGAUACGAUCUACUGUUUAUAUCAUCAAUUUCAGUAAGAUGUAGUCGACUGUUGUGUUUCGGUAGUAAGUCUGAAGUUUGAAUAAAUUAUUAGAUAAUCUAAGGCUGUAACCAAUUUAACAAUAGACUAUAACAAAAAGCUGUCGGCUAACCUUCAACAAUAAAGAGGCAAUUGGAGGAGAAGAACCAAUUUUACACGAAUUAGUGUCGUUUGUAUACCGACUGUAUCUUUAAAAUCUGUCCAGUAACAAGUUUUCAACUACAAAAUGGCGCCAAAAAUAAAAGAUGGCGUCUCUGUCUUUUUCUCGCUCUACCCCCGGACUACACGAUAUUACGUACAAAGAUUCGUUUGUAAGAUUACAUUGUGACGAUCUCGUCUGAGAGGAAGCGACGUGAGAUGUUAGAGUCAGUAGUACUGCAUUGACUGUGAUCGAAAUGGUUGCAUAGUUUAAUUAAGUGUUUGCAUGAACAUAGCAACUUUUAGUAGCUGUUACUGACAACCAAAAGUUAUGCGUGUGUAAAGCCUUUUAGCUUGGAUGAAAAUUUGAUACUUUAUGAUACUCAAAUAAACUUAAAAGAACUGUUUUAUAGAAAUGAUCGUAGACAAGAGACUAUAAACUUGUGUAUCGCUUGAAUGAAAUAAAAUAACCGAUAAUAAUCAUGACAAUGUAGAAAAACAAAGGUAUUGUUAUAAUAGUUUAAUGUAUAUUACACUGUAAAUAGAUAUAAUGAUAUACAUAAAUGAUUAUGUAAAUAAGUUGUAAAUACUAUUGUAUAUUCGACGUAAGGUUUUAUUAAAUAAUUUUUAUACGAACAAUAAAUACAAUGUUUCUUUUAACCCUGUAUAAAACACGCAUGAAAUAUAUGGAAAAAUAUUCCGCCAAUGGGUCCGCUAUUGGUGCCCAACGUGGUGUCCAUAACAUUAGUUGACAAGAUC